ACGACCACAACCGAUAAUCCACAUUUGACCUACAAUAACCAUUUACUGCGCUCGCAUGUGCACUUGGUCAUGAGUAACGACGCGUCGACGCCGAAUCCACUUAGUGCGGGAGAACCGCGGCCCUCGUCGCAUCAAUCCCCCGAGUCGUUUUCGAGAGGUAUCGGCCAACAUGACGUGAGGGAGGUGGAGAUCGGGGAGCAUCACACAAGCACCAUCAGGCAAUGACCCAUCAUGCUCAUUCGCAUUCUCAUGGGGAGAAGAGUGUAGUUGCUCUACAGCGGUCGUAUAAAUACCGUGCUGCAGUUCGCCCGCUCCUCGGUCGAACGAGCGUCGUCCUCUGUGCGUUCCUCCUCAUCCUCGUCCUUGCAUACGUACAAGACACGCGUAUGCGUCUCUAUCAAUUGGCAACGACCGCCCUUGGGCUGCUCGGGCUCUCGGACCUGCGCCCAGCUACGGCGCUGACGAGCAACAACCUCACCGAUCUAGUCCAGUGGGAUCCGUAUUCGUUAUAUGUCAUGGGGCAGCGAAUCUUCCUAUGGUCGGGAGAAUUUCACACCUGGCGCCUGCCGGUACCCGACCUUUGGCCCGACAUCCUCCAAAAGGCAAAAGCCGCAGGGAUGAACACGAUCAGCAUCUAUGUUCACUGGGGACUCACGAAUCCUUCGAACGGAACGGUCGAUUUCACUGGAGUACGCGCUCUUGCCCCGUUAUUCGAUGCAGCUCUCGCCUCGGGACUCUGGGUCGUCGUUCGCCCUGGGCCAUAUAUCAACGCUGAGACGACUGCAGGCGGGAUCGCGCACUGGGUGACGAGCGAAGUCGCCGGACACCUUCGGACAAACGCGACAGAUUACGAGAGCUCUUGGGUCCCGUAUAUCAAGGGAAUUAUCGAAGAAUGCAAGCCGUACCAAAUCACGGAGGGUGGACCGAUCAUCGCGGUGCAAAUCGAUAAUGAGUACACCCAGGCGGACAGCCCCGGAUGGCCCGGAAAGGCUGAAUACUUCGAGCAAUUGGAAGCACUCUACAGGUCGGAGGGAAUAGUCGUGCCGUUGACAUAUAACGAUCCGGGCAUGGGUGACAACUUUGCACAUGGUCCAGGUUCAGUAGAUAUCUAUGGACUGGAUUCAUAUCCCCAGAGCUUCGACUGUUCCAACCCCUACGUCUGGAAUCCUGUGGUCACAAACUACUACACAUACCAUAUGCAAACCAGCCCAGAGGAACCGUUCUACAUUCCUGAAUUCCAGGGCGGAGCCUUCGAUCCUUGGGGACCAAAUGCGCCUGGGUAUGACAACUGCCGAAUCCUAACUGAUUCGGACUUCGAGCAAAUUUUCUAUCUCAACCUGUGGGCCAACAACGUCAAGAUGGCCAACUUCUACAUGCUAUACGGCGGUACCUCGUGGGGAUACCUCGCUUUCCACGGAGUGUACACCUCAUAUGACUAUGGCGCGUCCAUUGCCGAAACACGAAUUCUUACUCCCAAAUUUGCGGAGUUGAAGCGUGAAGGCCUCUUCCUCCGAAGCGUACCGGAAUUUUACAAGACGGACGUGAUUGGGAAUACGACCACGUCUGCAGUCGAAGUUUCCUCGCCGCUCAUUUUCGGCACUUACCUCCGCAACCCGGACACCGGCGCCGGGUUCUAUCUCGUCCGGCAGCAGAACUCAAGUUCGCUUGAGACGGUUACUUUCACCCUCCAGGCGAAUACUUCUGAGGGUGUCAUCACGCUGCCCCAAGACGGAUCCAGCAUCACCCUAACCAGCCGCGCCAGCAAGGUCAUUGUGCAUGAUCUGUACUUCGGUUCGUCUCAUCUCCUAUACUCGACCGCUGCUAUCCUCUUCGCUGGCACCAUCGGCGAACGCGAUGUUCUCUUCCUGUAUGGACCUGCAACAGACUCGCAUGAAGCCGCUUUCAAGCUAUCAGGUACCUCGUCUGCUAUCGUCAAUACCUCAGGUCCGUUAGAUAUCCAGACAUCAACGAUAAUGGACGGAACUCAUACGAUGGUGGACGUUCUCCCCGGCACCACCGGGCUGAGCUAUAUCUGGGAUUCUCCGUCUUCCCUUGUGCUGUUCGCAGACUCCGACACAGCUGGUACUUUCUGGGCGCCCACUAUCGCACAGUCAUCUGCAACCCAAUUCCAACAUUUCUACCAAUUCGGCACGAACGAGACCGUGCUUGUCGGUGGCCCUUAUCUCGUGCGCAACGCGUCCAUAUCCGGUGACACCCUUGAACUCCGCGGUGAUCUCAACGACACCACUUACCUGGUGGUUCUUGCACCGAGCAGCGUGACCAAAGUCACUUGGAAUGGAGAUGAGGUUGAGCUCGACGCUGGUACUUCGAAAGUCCCUUCAGCUACUGGUGUAUUGACCGCGACAUUGACCCCCAAGCUGACGGCUUCAAGCAUUUCACUUCCGUCCCUCAACGAAUGGAAGUACGCAGACAGUCUACCAGAGGUAUCAGGGAGCUACGACGAUUCUUACUGGACGACCGCCGACAAGUAUACUACAAACAUUCCCUACAAACCUAUAUACGGUGAUGGUCCAAUCUUGUAUGGAUGCGAUUAUGGAUACUGCGAAGGUGCAGUCCUCUGGCGUGGUCACUUCCAGGGUACCGGGAACGAAACGGGUAUUGAGCUACUCAUCAACGGAGGCGAAGCCUUCGCAGCCAGCGUAUGGCUGAAUUCCAAGUUCAUUGGGACCACCUACGGCAAUUCGUCCAACAACUUAAAUAUCCUUGAGGAAACCAACACACUCUUCCCGUUCCAAGGCGCUGUGAUCCCGGGAGUGGACAAUGUUGUCACUGUCAUCCAAGACAAUAUGGGCUUGAAUGAGACUCAAGAUGAUAAUGCGGACACAUCUAAGUGCCCACGAGGGAUCCGUGGAUACGAGAUACGUGGUCACAACUACUUCACCGAGUGGAAAGUCCAAGGAAAAUUAGGCGGCUACACCAAUUUCCCUGAUAAAACGCGCGGUGUAUUCAACGAGGGUGGCUUCUAUGGGGAAAGGGCCGGCUGGCACUUGCCUGGCUUUGAUGACUCUGCCUGGGAGAGCCGGUCCCUCUCCACGGGCUUGUCCAUCGCAGGUGUAGGAAUGUUUCGAACCACAUUCGAUCUGAAUAUACCUUCUGGAUUGGAUGUUCCAAUCUCGUUUGAUUUCGAUUCUUCAUUCCAGCCUUAUCGCGCGUUGCUGUUUGUAAAUGGGUGGCAGGUAGGCCGGCGAGUGGCAAAUUUAGGUCCACAAUAUAGUUUCCCUGUCCAACAAGGCAUUUUGGACUAUUCGGGUACUAAUACCGUGGCGGUCCUUCUCUGGGCGAUGGAGGAUGCGGGUGCUCAUGCCUCUCUCAACAUGACAAUCAACGGUGUCUUCGAGGGUGGUGUUGGUGCGAUCACUCUAGACAAUCCUCAGUGGAGUUCGCGCGGGCAACAUAUUUGAGAAAAUCAGAACGAGCUAUGUACUUUAGUUUAAUGUGAC
This is a messenger RNA of Dacryopinax primogenitus, 3461 nucleotides long. RefSeq names its product glycoside hydrolase family 35 protein. Bases 222 to 3422 code for a protein of 1066 amino acids. The transcript is spliced from 19 exons. Gene Ontology annotation, biological process: carbohydrate metabolic process. Gene Ontology annotation, cellular component: vacuole. The record is from RefSeq and is a predicted model, not a curated record. Gene Ontology annotation, molecular function: beta-galactosidase activity. NCBI's taxonomy places the organism in Eukaryota, Fungi, Basidiomycota, Dacrymycetes, Dacrymycetales, Dacrymycetaceae.